This is a messenger RNA of Pogonomyrmex barbatus (red harvester ant), 2532 nucleotides long. It is a transcript of the gene Tab2, whose product is annotated as TAK1-associated binding protein 2. NCBI's taxonomy places the organism in Eukaryota, Metazoa, Arthropoda, Insecta, Hymenoptera, Formicidae. Gene Ontology annotation, molecular function: ubiquitin binding. The record is from RefSeq and is a predicted model, not a curated record.
ACGGCGGAAGUGCGGGCGGAGCUGCGCGGUGAUCGGCACGCAGUGCACAGCUGAUCGGUGACUCCGACGGAUGGUAGCCGUUCGGCUUAUCUCUUAAAGGGGAAACCGCGGGAGCGAAAAGCGAUUGGAAGCGACGAAACGAGAGAGAAGAAGAAUAAAGCGACGCGAGAGAAGGUCGGAAGGCAGAACGACACGGAACGCAGAAGUUGCCGGGACGGUUCGACGGGCGUGUAAUCGCGUUCGCGAGCACAGUGACAGGUGAGAGCACCGCGAGGCGUGCGAAAUCGCGCCGCUGAUCCCUUCCUUCCUUCGAGAGGACGAAGCCGUCGGUUCCUCCCCACGACGAGAGUGAGGAGGAAGAGAGGCGCAACAACGUCGCCACAGCCUGCCGCUCGUCGGACGUCUCCGAUGGUUGCCGUCCGGUAGGCCCUGCCAGGAGGAUGGGGGCCCACGAUGGGGGAGUGCCACUGCUCUAACAUCACUAUCAUGCAGCUGUUCCACGAGCUGAAGCAGCAGUUCCCCGCGCUCCCUGAUCACGUCGUCUCCCAGUGCAUGUUGCAGAACAGUCACGACCGGGAGACAUGCGCGAGAAGCCUGCGGGCCACCCAGGAGUCCCGUCCGUCGCCGGGCGCGUUUCCACCCCCGGCCCCCUGUACCGGGGUACAACCGCCUCCGCCGCAACCGCAGCCGCAGCAACCGCAGACGCCACAACGAGAGCAGCAACAACUCGUGUCGCAACAACGUUGCUGCGCGAUGAAUCAAAUGGCGAACAACGUCGUCGCCGGGCGUCCCCAUCGACCGGCGUCGUUGGACAUCGGUAUGACCCGUCGCUACCCUCCCGUAGGCUGCACCCGCAGCACCGCCGCCGCGGCCGUCGCUGUCGCAGUCGCGACGCCGGCGUCGUCCAGCGGCGUCGCCACCCCCUCGUCCGCGCCGGCCGCCUGCACGUCGCGCGGCUUCUUCGACGACGGUUGCAACAGCAGCAACAACGGCAACAACGUGCCGCCCGGCUUCGAGCUUAAUGUCAACGUCGCCUGCAGCCCCGCGGGCAAUCGCGAUUUUCGAGCGGCAUCGACAAUCGGUGCCUGUAAACGAAGCGACCUCGUCGUCGUGCCACGACCUCAUUACGCCGAACCUCUGCUGGCCAUCGGAAAGCCCGAGACGCAGAUCGAUCACACGCGAAGUUAUACCUCGGUUAGCCUGACCCUCCGACCACCCUCUUCCGAGCCGCAACCCCCGAUCGAUAUCAGGUCGGAAGGAUCAAGCCUGACGUACUCGACUUCGUCCUUGGAUCCGCGCGGCUUUCAAAGCCGCCUACAGAUCAGCAUCGGUCCUGGAAACGUUGGUAGCGUGGCGGCGGCGAGAAUCAGACCGCCGAUGUCCAAGUCCUAUGUAUUACCGCCGUGGACUCAAACAAGUCCGCUGCGGUCGCCUGAACUUCCGCCAGAAGCGCCGAGCCAACUGCCAAGGCCCACGACGGAUGGCGCGCCGACUACAUCCUCCGUGUCACCGACGACGAAUAUCGUCCCAGGUUGCAGCCUGCCGCCGACGCCGUCCGGGCCUACAGCGGGCAGCGAUGUCGCGCUUCCCGCCGUCACCACCUCUUCCUCUUCCGCAAUCGGGGAUCAUGCGGUCUCCGAUCGGAAUCGAUCUGAGCCGUUGUGCCAAGUGGAGGAACACCAAAAGAAAUUGGUUGCGGAACAAUUGGCCAGGAAGGAAAGGCUCGCUAAGGAACUGAGAGUUGAGAAGGGACGACUCGAAGCGAUGAAAAAGGAAGUACUAGCAUUAGCCCGACCAGUGAAUCCUUCGAUAUCACCUCAAGAGCUGAAGAAAAAGUUGAGAAGCGAAAUAUAUAUGCUGCAGGUCGAGUGCGACAGAUUGGCCGAUGAAGUGGAUCAAUGGUCAGACAGACGAGUACCAUUGGGCGAAACCAACGAGGAGUUUUAUCAGGGCAUUUAUACCGGCCAGUCGUUGCCGACGAGACCGAUGAAUCCGCAACCGCCACGUCUGCCGAGUCAAUUACCGGCAUGGCGACCAGAACAGCCGACGACAACGAUCGCGAGUGAUAACGACCGAGAGGAACGGGAUGAACCUUCCUGGGUCUGCACUAUGUGCACCUUCGACAAUCAUCCAUUAAUGAACAAGUGUGAGGAGUGCGAUAUGCCGAGACUGUUGGACCACCGCGGCGGCAGUGCAGGGGAAACGCAAGAUAUUCAUAUACGAGUAACGCAUCAUCACAAUUUUUCGCCACGGCACAUAAUGCACAGUUGGGUGGUAUGAUGCGAGCUGAAUUAGAAGUUUUUAAAGAACUGUACAUAUAUAUAAAAAUUCUUAUUUAAAUUAAACGAAUUUUGUAGAGCUUAAGCGAUUGUAAUAGAGCAUACGUGACUAAUGUAUAAUAAUUUAACUCAAUUUUUUAUUUACAUGAUUAGUACAUAUCGCGCGUUAUUAAAAUCGUUGAAUAGUUGUCCGUUUUCAAGCGUUUUUUGCGCUAAAUGACUAAUCAAUAAAUUGUAUUUCUUUUUCCUCCAA